Molecule: messenger RNA, 228 nt
Organism: Acanthoscelides obtectus
Lineage: Eukaryota; Metazoa; Arthropoda; Insecta; Coleoptera; Chrysomelidae
Source: the annotation of a GenBank genome assembly
AUGAAAAGAGCGAUAUUGGCUGUGCGAGGAAAAGAGAUGGGACUGCUCCGAGCAUCAAAUCAUUUUGGAGUCCCAAAGUCGACUUUAAAAGAUAAAGUCAAUAGCAAAGUCAAAGUCAUAGACAAAUUAGUUGGAUGUAAGCUUGGCCGCAAGCCCAUCUUGGGCGACAAAUUAGAAAAUAUUUUGAUUUCUUAUUGUCUGGAAAUGGAGAAGCGUUUUAUGGCCUAA